Molecule: messenger RNA, 3646 nt
Organism: Dunckerocampus dactyliophorus (ringed pipefish)
Lineage: Eukaryota; Metazoa; Chordata; Actinopteri; Syngnathiformes; Syngnathidae
Exons: 5
Coding region: 797-2089 (430 amino acids)
Source: RefSeq, a predicted model, not a curated record
UCGGUAGCUAAGUGGACAGGCUGCGGAACAGAUUUAGCAUUUCUAUUUGUUUUUCCGGUUUCACCGAUGUUCUUGGAUUCAAAACACCAACCACCAAACGAAGAGAGUUACAAACUUCCUGGUUUUAAAAAAAAAACUUACGUUUGAGUAUAUUGGACAUCAACAGAAGUAAGAUGAUUUUGGUUCCAAACGCCAGAUGAUUUAAUGGAAGUCACACAGAAGGCUGCUUUCUUAGCAAUGCGACCUGGAUGUUGAAACAUUCAAGAAAAGGCCUGUCCUGCACUCCAACUACACAAUAUUACUCCACUCUCAUCAACUUGAAAGAGUAAUAUUAUAUGUGAUUGAGUGGUUCACCCUGAAAAAGGACUGCUGACUAAUGAAGCAAAUCAGUGUUUUGGGAAGCCCAAAAUAGUCUCUUCUCCGUCUCAGAGGCACUGUGAAGACAGUUACCCAGUCAGCCGUCAACAGAAGCAGACUGCGAGCAAAGCAAACCCAGGAAUUAGACUUCAUCAGCGACCUCGCCUACUGCCGAUGACAUCACAUGUGAUGUAUUCUCCACCACUAUCAACAUGUGGACCUUUGUCAACUGGAGGAACAGAGCCACCGACAGAUAACCAAAUACAAACCCUGAUUGCUGAAAAGCUCGCCUCCUUUAGGACUCGGAACGACAAUAUUCAUGGCUCUGCAACCACUCACAAAGAUCCUUUGUUUCCUAACCCCUUUCAUGUUUUAUGGCUCUCAGAUGUCCGCUCCCUGAUGCUUUGAUCUCCGUCAUGCAGAAUGUCCCCCAAUUAGGAUGGAAGUCGCUACGACUAACACACAGAAUCAAGAAGACUGUCCAAUGGUUGAAGUCACAAAGCAUUCCUCUGGUUUCAUGGUCAACAAUAGCUUACUACAAAAUGAAAAUAAGCCUGUUUGGUCAAAUGUGAGCAGUAAACCAGAACGUUGUCAAGUUGCUUAUACCAAGCCAAAUGUGUUACCAGUCAAAGUCACAAACACCGUAUUUGAAAGUAAAAGUGAGGAGACGUCCCUUAUUCAAAUGAUAAAGGAUCCACAGUAUGAUGACAUUUCAGAUGAUGACGGAGAAAUACUCAAAAUAUGUUGCGAAAAGUCACAGUAUGAGGACAUAAGUGAUGAUGAAAGUCCUACAUUUGGGAUCCCAUCGCCAACUGAACCAAACAUGUCACUAUUAAACAGUGACACCUACAGACAGGAUGGAGCCAAAGUACAGAUGAUCAUUUCAGGUGAGAUUGAGGAGGUAAGACAAAUUCAUCAGUCUGUUUCGCCAAGGAAAUGUCAACUUGAGGAGCAGGAAGACAAUGCCUUUUAUGUUAUUCCUCUACACAUUUUGUCCCUUAAAUAUGAACCCCCAAAAGAACAACAUGACUUUGUCAUGAUUGACAAAUGUGCAAUGAAAGAGACUAGACAGCAAGGUGGACCAGCACCACCUCUAGAACCUUUAUUAUCCCCCUCUGCUUCUUGUUUAGAGAUCUAUGAUUCAUCUGAACUAUAUCAACAGGUGAACUCUAUGAAAUUUGCUGACCAUUUUGAAGUACUUGAGGAUGACAUAGAUGAGAGGAAAGAUGCAUUUCAAAAGGAGGGACUGCUGUACGUUGAUCUUGACAGUUGUGAAACUGAAGACAGUUGUGAUUACUCUUCUUCAUCGGAACACAAUUAUUUGACUGUGUCGAAGCAUUUGCUGGAAAGGACAGUGCCACUGUGUUCUGAGGAUGAAGAUUCUCAAAUCGGACAGCAUAUUGAGCACAAAAGCACAACAAAAGUGGAACAAAUGCAAACAGGUGUGGGCUGUAAGAAUGUUGCACACAAAGCCAACAAACUAACUGAUGACUUGGUUACAAACACGGUACAUAUACUUGAUUCGUCAGAGGAUGAAAAUGAUGUGCAACUGACUGAUGAGACCACAGAUUCUCUGCAUGUGCAAAUCAAUACACGAGGAAGUGUUACGAAUCUGGACUGUGAUGAAAAAGAACAACAUGGUCAUGUAAUAAAGGGGAAAAAAAGAUUUCCCUCUGGAUCACUGGACAUCAUUGAUGACUAUUUUGUGCCGCAUAAAAAACAUCCAUCUUGAAUUGAAAAUGAACCAUGGCUGUAGCAAUUGCUUAUAUCAACAGUCUUGUGUGACUUAUUCACAAUUAAAUUUGAAGGAAAAUCAUUUAAGUUUUUUUUUUGUCCAUUUAUAUUAUACUAUAUUCUGGAGUGAUUAGGAAACAGAGUUCUUGCUCCUUCACAUCGAGAGGAGCCAGUUGAGGUGGCUCGGGCAUCUAGUCCGGAUGCCUCCCGGACGCCUCCCUGGUGAGGUGUUCCGGGCAUGCCCAGCCGGGAGAAGGCUCCGGGGCAAACCUAGGACAUACAGGAGGGAUUAUGUCUCACAGCUGGCCUGGGAACACCUUGGUGUCCUCCCGGUGGAGCUGGAGGAGGUGGCCGGGGACCGGGAAGUCUGGGCUUCACUAUUGAAGCCACUAUUGAUUCACUACUGCCCCCAUGACCCGGACCCGGAUAAGCAGAGGGAAAUGGAUGGAUUCUUGCAGCUAUAUUUUAUUCUGUGAUGGAAAUAAUAUCGUAUAAAAUGUCACACAUCAUCUUUUACAACUCUUUAUUGCAUUCUGUAACUUUAUUACAUGCAACGUAACUAAGCAUUUAGCAAGCUCAAGUAUCAUCUUUUGAUCAAUUUCUUAAGCAUACAUACAAAUGACCUGAGCAAUUACUUGGACCUCUGUUAGCGCCAUCACAUUUGCACACUGAAGUAUCACACCUGUCCAAAACCUGAGAACUUCCAUUCUGUGCUGUUUUGUAUAUGAGUGGGUUCAAAAGAACAGCAAGGCGGAUGUUACAAUGUAGCUUUCUUUAUUUUCAACCUCAGACAAAACAAGCCAUAGAACUAUCAUUCAGUUCAUCUGAAUCUUGUGGAAAUUAAUUUUCCGUUUUUUUCGUUUCCAUUUAUUGUGUUAAUUAUGUAUACUUUCAUUCCCUUGCUGUUGCAGCAGCCUGUUGUGACACUUUCAUCCUGGAAAUGUACUUGAAAUUGAUGCCAUAUUUGUAGUAAAUGGUUUGGUUUGGUUUAGUUUAUUUGAACAUGAAGGUUACAAUGAAAUACAUCUCAUGAAUCAUCCUUUCACAGUUCCACAUGUUGAAAAGGAGUAGGAAGAAGCAAGGCUUAUUUAAUCCUACCCCCCAUCCAUUCCACAUCAAGUACAGUGCAUGUUAUUCACUUCCUGCAUUCCAUAUCAUAUUUUAUAUAAUAAUCAGUGUAAUAAUAAAUAACGGUAAAAACAAAAAAACAGGCAUGACAGAACAAUCACUGUGAUGAUCAAAACUCUUCUGUCUUGUAUUUAGCAAACAUCAACUGCUUGGAUUGUUUUUUGAAUUUGCUCAUCUCUGUACAUUGAGUUCCUUGCUUAUCCGUUCCGUAAUUUAAUUCCACAUACAGAAAUGCUGUGGGUUUUCAGUGUUGUUCUCGCAUAUAAGUGUUUUAAGUUUAAUUUUCCCCUAAUAUCAAAUUUCUCCUCUCUGAGAAAUACUGUAUGAGGUUUUCGGGUAACGAAUGAUUAUUUACUUUAUGCAUUAUUCUAGUGGUUUGAAAGAGUACUAAAUCUGCAAAUUUUUAUAUCUGUGAUUUUACAGUAAA